Molecule: messenger RNA, 2281 nt
Organism: Drosophila innubila
Lineage: Eukaryota; Metazoa; Arthropoda; Insecta; Diptera; Drosophilidae
Gene: beat-IV
Exons: 6
Coding region: 91-1464 (457 amino acids)
Source: RefSeq, a predicted model, not a curated record
CUUGUGAACGUAAUCCAAAACUGCCACGCCCAGCAACAAAAGUGGGCGUCAUAUCAUUAGAAACGUGUAUGGGAUUAUUAUGCCAUAAAUAUGAAACACAUAAACGAUAUAUGCAUUAUUGUGCUCAUUUGCUGUUUGCUACAAGGUUUCGCUUUGGGGCUGCGCAUGAUCAAGGUCUCCAUUCCCGCCUACAAGAUGAGGGGUGAAUCGGCCUUCCUCGAGUGCCAAUAUGAGUUGAAUCGCACCCACGGACCACACAUCUCCAGCGAGGGGCAUCGAGAGCGGGAGCGGGAACGGGAUCGGGACCGGGAACGUGAUCGAGAUCGGUAUCCACAUGCGGGAGGAGGAGAUUAUGUGGACAUGGAUGUGGAUGGGGAUGUUGACCGUCUGUCACAUCGACGCAUGCACCAAAAUCAGCGACAACAUCAGCAGCGACGACAGCAGCAUCUGCCGCAGGCAUUGAAACAAUACCAGAGUCAGACUCAAAGUCAGAGUCAGAGUCAGACAGAGGGGCACAUGCCCCCCUUGCCACAACAGUCGCCGUACGGACACAGCGUCUAUCGGGGCAGUGCGGCAUCCGGAUAUUUGGGCGGUCGUGUUGGCGCCAGCAUUCACAAUGGCGGCCAGCAUUCAGUGACUAACGGUGGCGCCUCCAGCGGUGCCUCCAUCUCCUAUGUGCCCGAAUUUGAGCGCGAGGAUAGGUACGGGGAGAGCGACGAGGAGGAGGAGCAGCCACAGGAGGAGGGCGAGGCAUUGUAUGCCAUCAAAUGGUACAAGGACAAUGAGGAAUUCUAUCGCUAUGUGCCAAAGACACGCCCACCCAAAACCAGCUAUCGCGUCGAUGGCGUCCGCGUGAUUGAGGAGCUUUCGGAUGCCAGUCGUGUGCUGCUUCGUGGCCUCACCCUCAACUCGACUGGUCUCUAUCGCUGUGAAAUCUCCGCCGAGGCGCCAAACUUCUCAUCUGUUCAAGGCGAGGGUCGCAUGGAUAUUGUAUUUUUACCACGUGACGGUCCUCAUAUAAGGGGACAACAGUAUCAGUAUCAAAUCGGUGAAUAUCUAAGCUUAAAUUGCACAUCAGGGAAAUCACAUCCCGCUUCUCAUCUGCAAUGGUUCGUCAAUGAGCAACCUAUACUGGAUGAGCACUUCCUGCACAAAUACAACGAUAUCGUGCACAAACACGGACUAAUCACCUCGACGCUCGGUCUGCAGCUGGAGCUGGAGCCACGGCAUUUUCACGAUGGCGACAUGCGCGUCAAGUGUCUGGCCAGCAUUUCGCCCGUGCUGUGGAAGGGCGGCAAGGAGAGCGUCCUACAGCGUCGUCCUGGCAUCAUUGACAAUCGCGAGACCAUGCUCUUGGUGCGCAGUGCAGCUGGCCAAGUUGAGAGCAAUCUACUGCGACUGCUGACCAUUACCAUUAUCCUGGCACGCAUCGGACAGUGGCUGCUCAGUCCGGAGUUGACCUAAGGAUACUUAUCGCGAAGAAGAAGAAGAAGAAGCAGCAGCGAAUGGACUUCGUGGCAGUUAAAUGAUUUUCAAUUCAAUUCAAUUGCAAUUGCAGAGCAUAAAUGGUGAUUUUGUAUACUUUAAGUGUAAUAUCUUUAGUUUCUAAGCGAUAGACGAUUACCGAUUGCCGAUUACCGAUUGCCGAUUACUGAUAAUCGAUAACGGAUAUACGGAAGCAGGAGAUUCCCCAGGCAAACCGAAAGAUAAAAAUGAAAAACUUAACAAAUUGCAGCAACUUUAGAAAAACUAAAACAAAAUACAGAAAAAUGUGGUAAAUCUAGUGCAAAUAACAUGUCAUCUCCCUCACACACACACACACAAACAUUCAUAUCUAUCAUUAACUGUUUACUUCUAGACAAAGAGAGGGAAAGAGAGCAAGGAAUAAGUAUAAUUAAAUGUGUAUGAGAUACGAAAAACGAAAUCCAAUUAGCAACAAUCUAGCAUGUUGCGUGACAAAAACAUCAUACCCCAUUUCCACCCCUUAUAUCCCUUUUCAACCCCAUCACCAUGCAUACAGUUAAAGAAAAGUUGAGCGUAGUUUCUGUGUAAAUAAUUCAAAUGAUAGCAAAGCAUAGUGCAAAUCUAAAACCUCAAAUGUACCACACUGACAAACACACACACACACACACAGACAUGCUGUUUUGUCCUUUGAGUCAAUUUCAAUUUGGAUAUUUACUAUAUAAAUAAGUUGAUUUAGUCUAGGGUGUCGCAAUGUUUGGCAACAAUUUGCAAUAAGAAUUUAAUUAUAAACAAACCCAAAUUGAAAUUCAGUUUCUUU